UGUGCCUCAUUCAGCAGGUUCAACGUCAUCUCACAUUGGUCAUGAGGAGGUGAUCCACUACAAAUAAAGAUGUUCUGGUGGAACCACAGUAUGUUUCACAUCAGUUGGUGCUUCUCUGUCAGUGUUCCUGUUGUUUGGUUGGUGCUGCCCUUGAAUGGAAGUCAUGAAUAACUAUAUGAAUGGGGACGCCAACGGCAGCUACACUAGCACCUGCAACUCUGUAGCGACCGACAUAAAAAAGGGAUUGAAACUGGACAAGGCAAACCAAUCCAACAGGGACAUACAUGAGCAAGAAAAAGCAAAUGCCUUAGAGAAAGCCUACAGUACCAUCCUCAGGGAACUGGGAGAGAAUCCAGAGAGGGAAGGUCUUCUCCUGACUCCCAGCAGGGCGGCCAAAGCAAUGCAGUUCUUCACUAAGGGAUACAAGGAAACGAUUUAUGAUGUAAUGAACAAUGCAGUGUUUGAUGAGGACCAUGAUGAGAUUGUGAUUGUGAAGGACAUUGACAUUUUCUCACUAUGUGAACAUCACCUGGUUCCAUUUUUUGGCAAAGUGCACAUUGGCUACAUACCAAACAAGAAGGUCGUUGGACUGAGCAAACUGGCAAGGAUUGUUGAAAUUUACAGCCGGCGGCUACAAGUUCAGGAGAGGCUCACUAAACAGAUUGCCUUCGCUAUUAUUGAGGCUCUGCAGCCCGUGGGAGUAGCUGUUGUCAUGGAAGCUUCACACAUGUGCAUGGUUAUGAGAGGAGUGCAGAAGAUAAACAGCCGCACCAUAACCAGCACGAUGCAUGGAGUAUUCCUGGAAGAUCCCAAGACCAGGGAAGAAUUCCUCUCUCUCAUUAAGAAGUAACACAGAACUAGCUCGGGAUUUGCCAUUUAUUUCAAUGAUCCUGCAGGGUUAAAUCGUUUCACAUAUUGGUGCUGACAAUCAUCACGUGUUUCAAUGUACAUGAUUAUAAAGGAAACCAUUAAAAGGUUUUUUUGGAAAACA
Messenger RNA from Xenopus laevis (African clawed frog), 991 nucleotides. It is a transcript of the gene gch1l.S, whose product is annotated as GTP cyclohydrolase 1. The record is from RefSeq and is a predicted model, not a curated record. Lineage: Eukaryota; Metazoa; Chordata; Amphibia; Anura; Pipidae. The transcript is spliced from 6 exons. Bases 155 to 850 code for a protein of 231 amino acids.